CUGUACGCGUUGCUGUCCGUCAACAGAUUUGAAAACAACAGCGUCACUGCGAAAUUAGUGCCGUCUUUGCACCUUUUCAACAUAUAUACACACCUGAAAUCAAAGUUUUCUGUUUCUGAAGGGUUACCGGACAACUUUACCAACUUUUCUGUUGAGUGUCAUUAUCCUCGGACGGCUUUUUGGAGACGGUGACGACGCUUCAAAAGUGAAAUGAAUUGAAAGGGGAAGUGAAACUUUACGGAGCUACUCUGAGCUAAAAGUGCAACUCCAGAUUUGUGUAGCAACCUGCUACAUCGCCUGACACGAACAACAUGAUGCCACCAGAUCAUGUAUUCUUCAUCAUAACAGAAAAACCUGAGUAUCCUCAACACAUCCAACCUGGACGCAUAUGUUACCUGCCACGAUAUAAAUACACAGGAGAACUCUCGAAACCUGAUCCUGUCAUGAAGCUCAGUGUCACUGUCCUUCCCACAAGUACGGGUCUAGAUUAUAUGAUUGAAAAGAGCUGCCUGGGGGCGCUAACUGCAGAGGAAGCUGAGCUGCUGCUGGCCCUCCAGGAUGACCCUGAGAGGCUGAAAUGGUUCAGGGACAAAGAGGCUCUCCGAACAGCUCUGGGACUCACUGUGGGCACCGCAGUGACUGUGGACGAAGACGGAAAGCAACUGAGAGGCAUCAUUCGCUAUAUUGGACGGAUGGCUGAGCCGUCCUACCUCGUCCCCAUAUCGGGCACAUUCUUUGGGAUUGAACUGCAGGGAGCCGACAGACGGAAGGGGAAGACCGACGGGAACUAUCAGUAUCGACAACUUUUCAAGUGUGACAGAAAUUGUGGCAUUUUUGCCCCAUUUUCCAGGAUACGGCCUGUGGUCCCCAGUUCUCUGUCACCCCCUGUCUCUACCCCCUCUCAUGAGACACAAACAGACGAGCUGCUUCCAGGAGAAAGGGUCACUUGCUUCAUCGGUGACUGCCUUCGCCACGGCAUGGUGGUGGACGUGAAAGAAGAGGAUGGAAAACACUUCGUCCGGAUCUCCACUGACACAGAUGAGAAUGGGAAGAGAGGAGGAGAAGUUGUAGUCCCACUUGAUUCUGUCGCUAAAGGAGAGGUGCCUGCAGGACCGGAGAGCAUGGACGUGGACUCUCCGCCAGACAAAGCCCUGGACCAUGCUCUGCAGAUGAGUCUGAACUCUAUGGUGGAGGUGUCCGUGGCUUCAGGAAACGCCUAUGGAAUCAUACGCUGGAUCGGCAACUUACCUAACCGAGACGAUGUCAUGGUUGGAUUGGAGCUGGAGGGGGAGAUGGGGGUGAGUGACGGGAGCUUCAAAGGGGAGCAGUACUUCCAGUGUCCCCCCCGGAGGGCGCUGUUUGUGAAGCUGAGCUCCUGUCGCCCUGACUCACGCUUUGAGAACAGCUUAGCCAAUCACAACAAGGUGCUCCCAGAGCUGGACGACAAAGAUUGCAGCUCAUGGACGCUGGAGACUGUUCCUCCUAUCAGCACAGAGCAAGUUAAUCAGUGCCUGAUUGGACGGAUGAAGGGGAUCCAGGGCCACUGUAACUCCUGCUACGUGGAUGCCACCCUCUUCGGUUUGUUUUCCUGCUCCUCAGUGUUGGACUCCAUGUUGUUCAAAUCAAUAACACCUCAGGACGCCCCAAUCCAGAGGACUCUGCUCCGUGAUAUUGUCAACCCCCUCCGCAGUACCGGUUUCGUGGAGGGGCGGCACAUCAUGAAGCUCCGGCAGCAGCUGCAGAAACACGGCUACAGCCACUCCUUCACCACGGAUGAGAAGGAUCCAGAGGAGUUCCUCAAUGUCAUCAUGCAUCGGAUUCUGGCUCUGGACCCCUUACUGAAACUGUCAGCCGCGGGUAAAGUGCAGGAGAGUUACUUCUAUCAGAUUUUCCUGGAUCAGAACCACAGUCUGGUUCUCCCGACGGUCCAGCAGCUUCUGGAACAUUCCUUCCACAGCUCAGGACUCAAGCUGGCAGAGGUGCCGUCCUGCCUCAUCCUACAGAUGCCUCGCUUUGGGAAGAAAUUCAAGAUGUUUGACAAAAUUGUUCCCUCUCUGGAGCUGGACAUCACUGACCUCCUUUCUGAGGGUCCUCAGCAGUGCAGGCUGUGUGGAAAUCUGGCUGUGGAAGAAUGCACAGAUUGUUUUCAGGAUCCUGUUUUCAGCCCAACAGGAUUUAAAGUCUUCUGCAGGACGUGUUCAGAUCAGGUCCACCUCCAUCCGCAGCGCCGGGCCCAUAAGCCGGCCCCCCUGCACAUCCCCAGAGACUACCUGAGCCGCGGCGGCCCGUACGCCCUCACCAGGGAUAAACUGGAGCUGUUCGCCGUGCUCUGCAUCGAGACGAGCCACUAUGUGUCCUUCGUCAAACACGGGCCGAGCAGCCAGGACUGGAUCUUCUUCGACAGCAUGGCCGACAGACAGGGGGAGAUGGACGGCUUCAACAUCCCCGAGGUGACAGCCUGCCCCGAGGUCGGCGCCUACCUGGAGAUGUCCCCCGCCGAGCUGGCCAAUCAGUCGCCCCGAGACAUGAAAGGUGUGGCCAAGCGCCUGUUCUGCGACGCCUACAUGUACCUGUACCAGAGUGCCACCAUGUCCCUCUACCGCUGAUUUCCUACUGGUGUUCCCUUCCAUCGGGUUCUUUUUCUUUUUCUUAAUUCAAAGAAAGGUGUUUUAGAAUAAUUUAUAUAAUAUAAACAUAUAUAUACGUCUGUAAAUUGGAAGGACAAGAUAAAUUGAGGUGGAAGUCUCAGUAAUUUUUUUUUGCACUAGUUUGCAGUCAGCUGAGAAAACUGCAAAGGACCUGUUUUACUGUCAUGUGUGGGUCGCUGUCUGUCUUCAAAUAAUCUACAGCACCUUUCAGUCAGAAAUUCCAAAAUGAAGACAAGAUAGUAAUUCCUCUAUGGGUUGUGAAUCCCAACGCACAAAAAUGUUGUAGAUGUCAUUAAUCUAUUCCAAAAGUAAAGGUGGGAAAUGUUCUGCUGUUAAUUGUAAUGAGCUUUGUUCAGAUUCUGCCUCUUUAAUCUCACCUCAGGAAAUUAAAUGAAAAGGCUAUUUUAGAUCUUUCCUAGUGAUGGGGCCUUUGGUAUUUUUUGGGAACAAAGCAGAAUGAAACCUGCAUUCAAAUGGCUGCUUAGCUUUUCUUGCUGAACUUUUGAUAUGGACUACAAUAAAUGAGCGAUUAAGAAGUG
Menidia menidia (Atlantic silverside) is the source of this 3187-nucleotide messenger RNA. The record is from the annotation of a GenBank genome assembly. Lineage: Eukaryota; Metazoa; Chordata; Actinopteri; Atheriniformes; Atherinopsidae.